AUGAAAGGUGACAGAUCUAGGUGUAAAGGCCGUGGCAAUAAGUACUCGAAAGGAUCAAAGAAGUGUUUGCCACUUGGUGCAGCGGUGCAGUAUGUUAGACCGACAAAGCUGGAGGCAGAGCUCCUCGAAUCGGACCUGGUUAUUGAUGCAGCAAUGUCCUCACCAUUCCCCAAAGACGACGCCCACCCCGUGGUCAAGAUACUACGCCCCAACAGUAACCGGACAUCUAAUGCAAGUAAAAAUGAGACAAAGGAUUCCGAAGUAAAUACAACCACUGACUGUAACAAGCUAUUUCAUGUUGGAAAACUUUGGGAGAUGAUCAAUUGUGUAACCCGACAGCAUCGCGAGAGUAACCCCAGUUGUUGUGGUGACUUGGCCUUUGAUCCGCAUAGAGAGAUGCAACGGGGCAUCGUUUGGAGAGAAGCUGUGCUCUGUGACAGUUGCCCGUAUAAGUCAGAAAUGUUUAACCUAUAUAAGGAGGUAAACACCGGGUAUACCACAGGUCGUAAAGCGGCUGCAGCUAAUGUAGGUAUCAAUGUUGCCCUUACACAAACCCCUAUAGCAGCAUCAAGUCUGACAAAAAUUCUAGCUGGUGGAAACAUCAAGCCGCCAUCAAAAAGAGGUAUUACCCAUAUGAAGAGAAAAGUGAGAAAUACAAUAAUAAGUGAAAAUAAACGAGACAUGUCAGAACGUAUACAACAGCUUAAGAAGAUAAACAAGUUGAAAGGGCGCCCGGAGACCCACAUUGCGGCAGAAGUGGAUGCCGUUUACAACAACUCCCUCUAUUCAGGCGUUGGACGAACUCCCUUCCAGCCAGCCACUCAAUGCACACUGACCGUAUGCGAAAACCUGACGCCAAAAAAGCAAAUUGUUGCUGUAGAGACUGUAAACAAAUUAUGCUCAAAAAGUGGAUUUCACACGAAAGAUGAUGACGAAUUCAACAUUAAGUCUGAUACGUGUUCCGCAACAGCUAGUAUGGAAACUAACAUCGGUAAUGAGGAAAAGUGGGCUGAAUACUGUUUUGAAGACCUUAAACAUGAGGGAAUAGAGGUUAAAUACCUAACAAGUGAUGGUGAUGGGAUGGCCUGCGAGGGAGCACGGUGUCUGUUUGAACAAGGCAUCACAACUGUCGAACCAAUUCAACAACUAGACACAAGGCAUCUUGGUGCAAAUCACUGAAAAUUUAUUAAGUCAUCAGCUAAGGCCACAGAUAUGAUGCCAGGUAGAACUAAAGCUAUCCGCACUCAAAUACAGAAUAAAUUUGCAGUAGACCUAAGUCAACGCUGUCAGGCAGAAAUGAGCUGUAUAGUAAAAAAAAAUGUUUCUUCCAAUCUGCUAGAUAAGACAAGGGACAGCAUGAUCAUGAUAAAGAACUGCUAUGCUGGAAAUCAUAUGUGGCAUGAAUUCUGGAGUCUGUAAAGGCAAUAUUGACAAUAACUGGAUCCACAACAGUAUCUACCUGCCAAAAGGGUUCAAAAUUGAUAUUAGUAAUCAAGCCAAUGAAGAAACAUUAAUGCAGCUGAUAGAAUACCGCCUUGGGGACCAGACAGUUAGCCUAACAAAAUUAAAUACAAACAGCCAAAAGGUGGAAGCAACAAUCCGUGCAAUAAAAAGGUCCUUACCUCGAGACAAGACGUUCUCUAGGUGUUACGAGUCACGUAUUCACAGUGCUUUACACUCUGUAAACAAUGGUCCUGGGGAUUCACUGCGUAAGCUAUGUCAAGCCACUGGGUGUCCGAUACCGACUGGAAGUCAGGUUGACAAAACACUUGACACUCUUCAACGGGAGUCUGAAAGAAAAAAAGAGCGUGAACAGUGAUUAGUGUACAAAAUCAAGAGAAAAGCUAGAAGAAAUAUACUGUAUAAACUGUAUGAAAAACACCAAGAGCAGAAAAAGUACAUUAAAAACCAAUUAACCACAUUCCUUAAUAAACGUCGCCAUAAAAGACAGCUACUACUGAAAUCGACUCCACUACCCGCCAUUGAUCACGAUAAAUAUAGCAGAGACCCAAGUAUAAACACGAGAAAUAGAAGACAAAUUGGAAUACGUGCAACCAGGAAAAAUACACCGAGGUUCACAGCCAAUGCAGACACCAGUACUCGCACACCCACGA
Molecule: messenger RNA, 2114 nt
Organism: Mercenaria mercenaria
Lineage: Eukaryota; Metazoa; Mollusca; Bivalvia; Venerida; Veneridae
Exons: 2
Coding region: 1-1179 (392 amino acids)
Source: RefSeq, a predicted model, not a curated record